AUGACAUCGACCUCGACUACACCCUUUGCGACGCCUGCUACCUCCCUACCGAGCUCAAGACCAGAGACUCCAACCCAAUCCUCUCCUCCUGCUAGCACCUCGGGGGAGGUUCCGUUGCAAGAUGAAACAUCCAAGCUACGAACGUUCUUGAGCUUGUUGAGAAAGUUUAUCGGGGUGACAGAUAUCGCCAACGUCCGGUUUUCUUUACCCUCUCAAUUACUGGAACCUAUACCCAACCUAGAAUACUGGCAUUAUCUGGACAGACCAGAGACUUUUGCAAGCAUUGGUACUUCGGACGAUGACCUCGGUCGUAUGUUGGAAGUGCUCAGAUUUUGGUUCACAAAGGAUUUGAAAUAUGUCAAGGGCAAGCCUUGCAAACCAUAUAAUUCGACGCUGGGAGAAUUUUUCAGGUGCAACUGGGAAGUCAACGACCCAGCGCCACCCAUAUUGAAUCCAUCCAAGGCACCACCCCAGCCGCCCGCCGAUCCCAAAAAUCCUAACGGCAAGGAGAAUCCUGUACGGAUAUCUUUUUUGACAGAACAAACCUCUCACCACCCACCUGUAUCAGCAUAUUGGUACGACUGUCCUGAGAAAGGGCUUCAUGCCCGAGGCUAUGACCAAAUCUCCGCGCGCUUUACUGGCACCUCCGUCCGCGUCGUUCCCGGCAUGUAUAAUCGUGGAAUCUUCAUUACGCUGACCAAGCGAGACAAUGAGGAAUACCAGCUGAUACAUCCGGCGGCAUCGCUCGGUGGCCUGCUCCGAGGGUCCCUGUACAUCUCCGUGGCAGACACAUGCUAUGUGACGUGCCCCAAGACCAAACUGAAAUGCAUUUUGACGUACGUGGAGGAAAGUUGGUUCGGCAAGGCUCAAAACCGUGUCCACGGGGUGAUCUUUCGCUAUGAUCCUAAUGACGACAAGUACACGCGGGUCAAGGACGUACCUGACAAAGACAUUCUCUCCAAAAUCGAAGGCUGUUGGCAGGAACAGAUCACCUACACGAUUCCAAACACGGCGGCUGUCAAAGAGAGGCCAGAUCUCCAGCCAACGUCCGAGAAGCAGUUGCUGAUCGACUUGCAGCCGCUGAUGCCCGUUCCUAAAACCUGCCCUCCCUCUCCUCACCAGCUGCCGCACGAGUCACGUCUGUUCUGGAAGGACGUGACAGUGGCGAUCAAUGAGAAGCGCUAUGGAGACGCUACGCGCAUCAAGCAGGAUCUCGAGCAGGCGCAGCGAGACAAGGAGGCCAAACGCAAGGAGCUCAACACCGAGUUCAGGCCGCGCUUCUUCACCUCCGUCACCGAACCUUCUGGAAAGCCCGAGUUGACGCAAUACGGUAAAGAGACACUUGAAGGCCUAAGCAAGAAAGAAUUUCGGCUGGAACAUAAGCCCGAGGCUGGGAUUGAUGUUUAG
Messenger RNA from Capronia epimyces CBS 606.96, 1407 nucleotides. RefSeq lists its product as uncharacterized. The record is from RefSeq and is a predicted model, not a curated record. Gene Ontology annotation, cellular component: intracellular membrane-bounded organelle; membrane; cytosol. The transcript is spliced from 6 exons. NCBI's taxonomy places the organism in Eukaryota, Fungi, Ascomycota, Eurotiomycetes, Chaetothyriales, Herpotrichiellaceae. The coding region runs from base 1 to 1407 and encodes 468 amino acids. Gene Ontology annotation, molecular function: sterol binding. Gene Ontology annotation, biological process: piecemeal microautophagy of the nucleus; maintenance of cell polarity; endocytosis.